AUGUCCGCCGCGCCUCUCUCGUUCGACCUGCACAAGGUGACACCCGACAACGCCGCGCACACCAUCCCUGCAACGCUGCACCUGAUCAAGGCGCUGGCGCUGUACGAGCGAGACCCGGACGCAGUGGAGGCGACUGAGGAGCUCCUCCGCAACGCGUUCUUCGGCGAUGAGCAGGGGCGGAGCUAUGCGCAGUGUGUGCUGGCGUACACGGGUGGGAAGCCAGGAGAGGAGGGCGCAAAGGCGAUCGGAAUGGCUUGCUACUUCUUUACUUUCUCGACGUGGACCGGCCGCGGCGGAUUGUACCUCGAGGACCUCUUCGUCGAGGAAGAGUUCCGCGGCAAGGGCGUCUCCAAGGCUCUCUUCCGCCACCUCGGCCAGGAGUGCGAGGAGCGCAAGCUGCCGAGGAUGGAGUGGGUCGUCAUCGACUGGAACGACCCGGCCAAGGAGGUUUACCGCAGGAUGGGCGCGAAGCACAUGUCGGAGUGGGAGCUGAUGCGGUUGCAGGGCGAUGCGCUGAAGAAGCUUGCGCAGUAG
Molecule: messenger RNA, 534 nt
Organism: Rhodotorula toruloides NP11
Lineage: Eukaryota; Fungi; Basidiomycota; Microbotryomycetes; Sporidiobolales; Sporidiobolaceae
Product: diamine N-acetyltransferase
Exons: 3
Coding region: 1-534 (177 amino acids)
Biological process (GO): protein acetylation
Molecular function (GO): N-acetyltransferase activity
Source: RefSeq, a predicted model, not a curated record